This is a messenger RNA of Ilex paraguariensis (yerba mate), 1114 nucleotides long. Lineage: Eukaryota; Viridiplantae; Streptophyta; Magnoliopsida; Aquifoliales; Aquifoliaceae. The record is from the annotation of a GenBank genome assembly.
GCCUUGUUACGGGCCCAGAGCCGUGGCCUUUUUCCUACCCAUUAGUCCCGACCAGACACAUUACCAUCUCUAAUUAUAAACCGUGGGACUUGGGUUGACGUGACUAACAGGUUGAUCUCUAGAAAGAUCUCGACGUAUAAGGGCUGUGACAGUUGAAGCUCGCGACACGACUACUAUAAGCCAAGUUCAAAGCGCUGUUAAAUCACCUGGGAACAGGACAAUCGUGUUGUGGGAACACACGGAGGUGGAGUCUUGGACGUCUGAUUUUGGGUGGAUACGCACAAAUGUCAGUGACGAUUCACACUAAUUUCGGCGACAUUAAGUGCGAGAUCUCUUGCGAUGAAGUCCCCAAAGCAGCCGAGAAUUUUUUGGCAUUAUGUGCCAGUGGCUAUUAUGAUGGAACCAUAUUCCACAGAAAUAUAAAGGGUUUUAUGAUCCAAGGUGGAGACCCAACAGGCACAGGAAAAGGUGGGACCAGUAUAUGGGGCAAGAAAUUCAAUGAUGAGAUAAGAGAAUCUCUGAAGCACAAUGCUAGGGGGAUACUAUCAAUGGCCAAUAGUGGUCCCAAUACCAAUGGAAGUCAGUUCUUCAUAACUUAUGCAAAACAACCACAUCUCAAUGGAUUGUACACCAUCUUUGGCAAAGUUAUUCAUGGGUUUGAAGUUCUAGAUAUCAUGGAAAAGACUCCAACGGGACCAGGGGAUCGACCUCUGGCAGAGACAAGAAUCAAUCGUGUGACUAUACACGCCAACCCACUCGCUAACUAGCCUUGCACCAAAACGUCUCUGGUAUGUGAGCUCCUUGUAUGAAGGUCAAAGGAGCAGAAUGUCUGUAAUGGUAACAUAUUUUCAAUUUGUCAGUUUCACCUGUCAGCUUCAACCGCUGACAGUUAAUAGACUUGUAUUUGAAGUUUAGAAAGAAUGCAGCAAAAGAACAACGGGGGAAAUCAAAUUGUGUUAACUGCAUUUUUACAUGUAGCAGGACUUUGAUCGUCCUGGAAUUUCAUUAUUACCAAUUUGAAGGGUAGUUCAAGUGGUAAUAGGGAUGAAUUGUAAAUUCAGAUGUCUUGAGUUUGAAUUUUAAUAGCCCUUUAAGACUAGAUUAUAAAAAAUUU